Messenger RNA from Osmerus eperlanus (European smelt), 6996 nucleotides. RefSeq names its product mediator complex subunit 12 (gene med12). Gene Ontology annotation, cellular component: mediator complex. The record is from RefSeq and is a predicted model, not a curated record. Lineage: Eukaryota; Metazoa; Chordata; Actinopteri; Osmeriformes; Osmeridae. Gene Ontology annotation, molecular function: beta-catenin binding; transcription coregulator activity. The coding region runs from base 66 to 6584 and encodes 2172 amino acids. Gene Ontology annotation, biological process: regulation of transcription by RNA polymerase II. The transcript has 44 exons.
ACGGCGUCCUUCCGGCUUCCAAGACUCGAACGGAAAGGGGAAAGCCUAGGCUGUGAUGCCGCUGGAUGAUGGCUGCUUUCGGGAUCCUAAGUUACGAAAACCGGCCCCUGAAGCGGCCACGACUUGGACCUCCGGACGUUUACCCACAGGACCCGAAGCAAAAAGAGGAUGAAUUAACUGCUUUGAAUGUAAAGCAAGGAUUUAAUAAUCAACCAGCAGUGUCUGGAGAUGAACAUGGCAGUGCAAAAAAUGUUAACUUCAACCCCUCAAAGAUCAGUUCGAAUUUCAGCAGCAUCAUUGCAGAGAAGCUGCGAUACAACACAUUUCCAGACACAGGAAAAAGAAAGCCACAAGUUAACCAGAAGGACAAUUUUUGGCUUGUUACAGCGAGGUCACAGAGCUCAAUCAAUAACUGGUUUACAGACUUAGCAGGGACCAAAGCUCUCACCCAGCUGGCGAAGAAGGUGCCAAUUUUCAGCAAGAAAGAAGAAGUGUUUGGCUACUUGGCAAAAUACACAGUCCCUGUUAUGCGUUCAGCAUGGAUGAUAAAAAUGACCUGUGCAUAUCACGCUGCCAUCACAGAAACAAAAGUCAAGAAGCGGCAUGUGAUUGACCCCUGCAUAGAAUGGACUCAGAUUAUUACUAAGUACCUGUGGGAGCAACUCCAGAAGGUGGCUGACUUCUACCGGCAGUCCCCCAGCCAAGGCUGUGGCUCCCCCCUGCCGGCCACCCCUGCUGAGGUGGAGACAGCCAUGAAGCAGUGGGAGUACAACGAGAAGCUAGCCAUGUUCAUGUUCCAGGAUGGCAUGCUAGACAGACAUGAGUUCCUGACGUGGGUGCUCGAAUGCUUUGAGAAAGUCCGGCCUGGUGAAGAUGAGCUUCUCAAACUGCUGCUGCCGCUCCUGCUACAGUACUCAGGGGAGUUUGUGCAGUCGGCCUACCUGUCGCGGAGGCUGGCGUACUUUUGCACGCGUCGCCUCAACCUGCUGCUAAGUGAUGGGAGUCUGGGGCCAGGCACAGGAGGACACCCGGCUCAUGGCAUCCUGGCCCAGCCAGGGAAUGCCCUGCCGCCCACGCCAACCUCCCAGCCGGCAGGAGGGAACCAGCCCCAGACACCCUUCACAGACUUCUACAUCUGCCCACAACACAGGCCCCUGGUGUACGGCCUCAGCUGCAUGCUCCAGAGUAUCGUGCUGUGCUGUCCCAGUGCGCUGGUGUGGCACUACUCUCUAACAGACAGCAGGAACAAGACGGGCUCUCCCCUGGACCUGCUGCCCAUCGCCCCCUCCAACCUGCCCAUGCCAGGGGGCACCAUCACCUUCACACAGCAGGUCCGUGCCAAGGUGAGAGAAAUCGAGGAGCAGAUAAAAGAGAGAGGCCAGGCGGUGGAGUUCAGAUGGUCGUUUGACAAGUGCCAGGAGACAACUGCUGGUUUCACCAUUGGGAGGGUCCUGCACACGCUGGAGGUUUUAGACAACCACAGCUUUGAGAAAUCCGACUUCAGCAACUCCCUGGAUUCUCUUUAUAACCGAAUCUUCGGUUCGGGCCAGAGCAAAGAUGGCCAUGAGAUGUCCCCUGACGAUGACGCAGUGGUCACUCUGCUGUGCGAGUGGGCGGUGUGCUGUAAGAGGUCAGGCAGGCACAGGGCCAUGGUAGUGGCCAAGCUGCUGGAGAAGAGGCAGGCUGAGAUCGAGGCCGAGCGGUGCGGGGAGUCGGAGGUGGUGGAUGAGAAGGGCUCGGUGUCGUCAGGCUCGCUGUCUGCUGCCACGCUGCCCGUGUUUCAGGACGUCCUCCUGCAGUUCCUGGACACGCAGGCGCCCACCCUCACCGAGCCGGGGAACGAGAGCGAGAGGGUGGAGUUUUCCAACCUGGUCCUGCUCUUCUGCGAGCUGAUUCGCCACGACGUCUUCUCGCACAACAUCUACAUGUGCACGCUCAUCUCCCGUGGCGACCUGGCCUCCGACUCCCACCUGCCCCGGCCCCGUUCCCCGAGCGACGAGCCCUCGGACGAAUUGGAACGCAAGGAGCAGGAGGCCGGCAACAGUGGCAAGAUGGAGGACACUGGUCUUUCAGAGUCCAUGGAGAUCGAUCACAACUCCAGUGCUAACUUCGAUGAGAUGUUCUCCCCCCCGAUGCACGAGUCCAAAGGCAGCCCCUCCCCCGAGAAGCCUGCCCCGGAGCAGGAGGGGAAGGGCGGCAGCAAGGACAAGGGCCUGGACCCCGUGUUCCCCCUGGUGUACGAACAGCCCCGCCACAUCCAGUACGCCACUCACUUCCCCAUCCCUCAGGAGGAGAGCGCCAGUCACGAGUGUAACCAGCGCCUGGUGGUGCUCUACGGCGUGGGCAAGCAGAGGGACGAGGCGCGGCACGCCAUCAAGAAAAUCACCAAAGACAUUCUGAAGGUGCUCAACCGCAAGAGCACGGCCGAGACAGGAGGGGAGGAAGGACAGAAGAGGAAGAAGAGUAAGCCAGAGGCCUUCCCUACAGCAGAAGACAUCUUCUCCAAAUUCCAGCACCUCUCCCACUUUGACCAGCACCAGGUCACCUCUCAGGUGUCCAGGAAUGUUCUGGAACAGAUCACCAGCUUUGCCUUAGGAAUGUCCUAUCACCUGCCCCUGGUCCAACACAUUCAGUUCAUCUUUGACCUCAUGGAGUACUCCCUCAACAUUAGUGGCCUCAUAGACUUUGCUAUUCAGCUGCUGAACGAGCUGAGCCUGGUGGAGGCGGAGCUGCUGUUGAAGUCGUCCAGCCUGGUGGGCAGCUACACCACAGGUCUGUGUCUGUGCAUCGUAGCCGUGCUGCGCAGGUACCACUCCUGCCUCAUCCUCAACCCCGAGCAGACCGCACAGGUGUUCGACGGGUUGCGUAUCGUGGUGAAGUCGGGAGUGAACCCAGCAGAUUGCUCCUCAGCAGAGCGCUGUAUCCUGGCCUACCUGUACGACCUCUAUACCUCCUGCAGCCACCUCAAGAGCAAGUUUGGGGAGAUCUUCAGCGAGUUCUGCUCCAAGGUGAAGAACUCCAUCUACUGCAACAUCGACCCGUCCGACUCCAACAUGCUGUGGGACCCCGUGUUCAUGAUGGAGGCCAUUGCCAACCCCUCGGCCCACAACUUCAACCACUCCAUGGUGGGCAAGAUCCUCAACGACAGCCCCGCCAACCGCUACAGCUUCGUCUGCAACGUGCUCAUGGACGUGUGUGUGGACCACCGCGACCCAGAGAGGGUGAACGACAUAGGGAUCCUGUGCGCGGAGCUGACGGCCUACUGCCGCUCUCUCAGCGCAGAGUGGCUGGGCAUCCUCAAAGCCCUCUGCUGCUCCUCCAACAACGGCAACUGCGGCUUCAACGACCUGCUGUGUAACGUGGAUGUGAGUGAUCUGUCCUUCCACGACUCCUUGGCAACUUUCGUGGCGAUCCUCAUCGCCCGGCAGUGUCUGCUCCUGGAGGACCUGGUCCGCUGUGUGGCCAUCCCCUCUCUCCUCAACGCUGCUUGCAGCGAGCAGGACUCUGAACCUGGAGCUCGUCUCACCUGCAGGAUCCUCCUUCACCUCUUCAAGACCCCUCAGAGAAACCCCUGUCCCCAAGAUGGUGCCAAGUCAGAUAAAUCCUCAGUAGGGAUCCGGUCGUCGUGUGAUCGCCACCUGCUGGCGGCCUCUCAGAACAGCAUCGUUGUCGGGGCGGUCUUCGCUGUCUUAAAGGCAGUCUUCAUGCUGGGGGACGCUGAGCUCCGGGUCUCGGGCCUGUCUCACCCCGCCGGCCUCGACCACAUCUCAGGGGGACGCACGGUCUCCAUAGAAACAGCCAGCCUGGAUGUGUACGCCAAGUAUGUGCUGAAGAGCAUCUGUCAACAGGAGUGGGUGGGUGAGCGCUGUCUGAAGUCCCUGUCGGAGGACAGCAGUGCCCUGCAGGACCCGGUGCUGGUGAACAUCCAGGCCCAGCGGCUCCUGCAGCUCAUCUGCUACCCCCACCGCCAGCUGGACAGCGACGAGGGAGACAACCCCCAGAGGCAGCGCAUCAAACGCAUCCUCCAGAACAUGGACCAGUGGACCAUGAGACAGUCCUCCCUGGAGCUGCAGCUCAUGAUUAAGCAGAGCACCAACAACGAGCUGUACUCCCUGCUGGAGAACAUCGCCAAGGCUACCAUCGAGGUGUUCCAGAAGUCGGCGGAGAUGAACUCCAGUAACCCCUCAGGGAACGCCUCUGCCGGCGCGGGGAGCUCCGUAUCCAAUAGCAACAACGCCAGCAAGACCAAGCCGGUGCUGAGUUCGUCGGAGCGGUCCGGGGUGUGGCUGGUGGCGCCCCUGAUCGCCAAGCUGCCCACGUCGGUGCAGGGUCACGUCCUGAAGGCGGCGGGGGAGGAGCUGGAGAAGGGGCAGCACCUGGGCUCCUCGUCCCGUAAGGAGAGGGACCGGCAGAAACAGAAGAGUAUGUCUCUGCUGAGCCAGCAGCCCUUCCUGUCCCUGGUGCUGACCUGUCUGAAGGGCCAGGACGAGCAGAGGGAAGGCCUCCUCACCUCCCUCUACAACCAAGUACAGCAGAUUGUGACUAACUGGCGAGAGGACCAGUACCAGGACGACUGCAAAGCCAAGCAGAUGAUGCACGAGGCGCUGAAGCUGAGGCUCAAUCUGGUGGGGGGGAUGUUUGACACAGUGCAGCGCAGCACCCAGCAGACCACUGAGUGGGCCGUGCUACUCCUCGACAUCAUCAGCAGCGGCACGGUGGACAUGCAGUCCAACAAUGAGCUGUUCACCACAGUGCUGGACAUGCUGAGUGUGCUGAUCAACGGCACGCUGGCUGCUGACAUGUCCAGCAUCUCUCAGGGGAGCAUGGAGGAGAACAAGAGGGCCUACAUGAACCUGGUCAAGAAGCUCCGGAAAGAGUUGGGGGACCGUCAGUCUGAGAGUCUGGAGAAGGUACGCCAGCUGCUGCCUCUGCCCAAGCAGACCCGGGAUGUCAUCACCUGCGAGCCCCAGGGCUCCCUCAUAGACACCAAGGGCAACAAGAUAGCCGGCUUCGAGAAGGAGGGGCUCCAAGUGUCCACCAAGCAGAAGAUCUCUCCCUGGGACGUGUUUGAGGGGCUCAAAAACUCGGCCCCUCUCUCCUGGGGCUGGUUCGGUACGGUCAAGGUCGACCGUAAGGUCACCAAGUUGGAGGAGCAGCAGCGCUUCCUGCUCUACCACACCCACCUGAAGCCCAAGCCCCGCACCUACUACCUGGAGCCCCUCCCCCUGCCCCCCGAGGAGGAGGAGCCCCCCACGCCCGUGCCCCAGGAACCAGAGAAGAAGAUGGUGGAGGCCGUGAAGCCGGAGAAGAGCGUUCCCACCGUGCCCUCCGACUCCAGCAAGAAGAAAUCCAGCAAGAAGAAGAAGACUCCCUCCACCAGCAAGACCGAUGACUACGUGACUCGUACCCAGGGAGGAGGGCCAUAUGGCACGGGGAUGCCCCCUGAACUCAUGGGCCAGCAGAACCACCCCUACAGUAGGAUAGGCUACGGCCAGCAGCCCAUAGGCAUGUACGCCCAGAACCAGCCUCUUCCUCCAGGUGGCCCUGGCUUGGACACGCCCUACAGACCAGUCCGGAACCCUCCCAUGGGCGCGCGGCCCACGCGGCCCAGCUACCCUGGCAUGAUGCCCACCAUGCAGGGUGGCAUGCCGGGCAUGAUGGGACUAGACAAGCAGUACCCGAUGGGCUACAAGCCUCAGCCAAACAUACCGCAGGGCCAGAUACUGCGGCAGCAGCUACAGGUCAGACUGAACCAGAGCAUCAUGGGACAGCAGCUGCGUCAGAUGGUACCCAACCCCCAGUACACCUCCAUGCAGCCCUCCCAGCAGAACAUCUCCCAGGGCUACACCACGUACGGCUCCCACAUGGGCAUGCAGCCUCACCCCACCCAGGGCGGGGGCAUCGUCCCCCCCUCCUACCAGAGCUUCCAGGGCUCUCACCCUGGCAACAACCCGGCCGUGGUGGACUCUCUGAGGCAGAUGCAGCAGAGGCCCAGUGGCUACGUCCACCAGCAGGCCCCAGGCUACGCACACUCCAUGCAGAACACACAGAGGUUUGCCCACCAGCCCCUCCAGCAGGCUCCCAUCAUGCACGGCCUGGGCCACAUGGGGGGCCAGGGGGUGCACCCGGGGAUGAGACCCAACCCCUCGAUGGCCGAGCAGCAGCAGCAGGCUCAGCAGCAGCAACAAGCACAGCAGCAGCAGUACCUCAGACAGCAGGCCAUCAGAGCCCAACAGCAACAGCAACAAGCUCAACAGGCCCAGCAACAGCAGCAGCAGGCCCAGCAACAGGCCCAACAGCAGGCUCAGCAACAGGCCCAACAGCAGGUCCAGCCUCAGCAGGUCCAACAGCAGCAGGUCCAGCCUCAGCAGGUCCAGCAGCAGCAGGUAGCUUCGGCCCAACCCCCAGCCCAGAACCAGAACCAGGCCCUGGGCAUGCAGCCCCUUCCCCCUCAGCAACCAAUGUUCCCUCGACAGGGCAUGCAGCAGACUCAACAGCAGCAGCAGACCGCAGCACUAGUCAGGCAACUCCAACAACAGCUCUCAAAUACACAACCUGGACAGAACACCAACUCAUAUUACUGAUUGUGCUUGUGUAAAUUAGUGUGUGUGUGGAGGAUAGAGAGGACCCUGUAUGUGAAAGUGUCCCCAGCCUGUAGAUGGGCAGAUAGACGUCGAGUGCCCGUGUGCAGGCUGUGUUUAGAGGAGUAGGCUCUUAGGAGGGAAAGACUGCUAUAGGCCAAAAGGACAAGCAAACAGAAGCAGGACUCAAUCACAGAGGCAACAUGCUGUUUGAUCCAUUUCAAUUUCAGUCAUGUAAUUAUGAAAUCCAAGGAGGGAUUGUGCUGUGAAAUAUUAUGAUAAUGGAGAACAAUGGAAAGGUUUAUGUAAAAAAGAAGUACAAGAAAUUAUAAGAAUAAUGCAAUUUUUUUAUUUUAUUUCAAUUUGUACAAUUUUUCAGUUUCGUGUAUUUCUCAUUAAAAAAAUCAUGUCAGUU